UUAAGAAGCUUCGUGGAACGAUCCUCACCAGAGACAGGACCCCACAUAUUCAUUCAUAGAGAAAUCUGAGAUUUCAAUGAAAUACAUGUAUAUUUAUACUAUAUUUAUCAAAGCUUCUACUUUGGAAUGGAUUCGAUGACUAUGCUUGUCCGGCUUUGCUAGGAAUAGCGGCAGCGAGUUCUCGCAAUAGCUUCCCUAAAAUAAAGACCCACUUGCGAAGAGUACGGUGAAAUCUAAGUAUUGUACGCUGAUUGGGUUGGCUGUAGCAGAGGCAGAGAUUUCAGUUUCCAACUGAUAAGCUUAUGGUUUACAGCUACAAUAUCAUGCAGUCUUGUGCCUUCAUGGGCAUUGGAAGGCUCAUGUAAUUUUUAUGCAAAUAGAUGGAUUACAAGUUACAAAUGGUUGGAGUCCAAUCCAACCUUGAACAGAUGGGAUCUCUAGAUGAAAGGUCAACUCAUGAGUUUGAGGAUGAGAGUCUUUUUAGCCCAGAAGCAGGUGUUAAGAUGCAACCUAUCCACGCAGUUGAACAAGGAUUAUAUCCUGUAGGUCUGCUAGCUGCUAGAGGCAAUUCGUACACAAAUAUUGUCCGCAGGAGCAUAAAGACUGUAGUAUUCUCAAAUAAACUUAACUUGCUUAUGCCUUUUGGGCCUCUGGCAAUUUUAAUCUAUAAAUUAACCGGUCAUAAGGGCUGGGUAUUCUUUUUGACCUUAAUGGGGAUAACACCUCUCGCUGAGCGUUUAGGUUAUGCUACAGAGCAACUGGCUUUUUUCACUGGACCAACAGUUGGGGGUCUUCUAAAUGCCACAUUUGGAAAUGCUACAGAACUAAUUAUAUCAAUAUAUGCACUAAAAAACGGAAUGAUGCGCGUUGUUCAGCUCUCAUUACUUGGUUCAAUUUUGUCGAACAUGUUGCUGGUGCUUGGAUGUGCAUUCUUCUGUGGCGGGCUUGUGUUUUACAGAAAGGAACAAGUGUUUAGCAAGGCUACUGCUGUUGUGAACUCAGGAUUACUGUUGAUGGCAGUCAUGGGCCUCUUAUUUCCUGCUGUCCUUCAUUAUACACACACUGAGGUGCAUUUUGGGAAAUCAGAAUUAGCUCUUUCGAGAUUUAGCAGUUGUAUUAUGCUUUUGGCAUAUGCUGCUUAUCUCUUUUUCCAGUUAAAGAGUCAACAAGAUCUCUAUGUCCCUAUCAAUGAGGAAGGGAGCCCGAAUGGUGAGAGCUCUGAUGACGAUGAUGAGGUUCCAGAGAUUUCGAAAUGGGAAUCAAUUAUCUGGCUUUCAAUCAUGACCAUUUGGAUCUCCAUCCUAUCAGAAUAUUUAGUUAAUGCACUUGAGGGAGCAUCUGUUGCUUGGAAUAUGCCAAUUUCGUUUAUUAGUGUCAUCUUGCUGCCAAUAGUGGGGAACGCAGCAGAGCAUGCAAGCGCCAUUAUGUUCGCCAUGAAAGACAAGCUUGAUUUAUCUUUGGGAGUGGCAAUAGGUUCGUCAACACAGAUAUCUAUGUUUGGGAUUCCCUUUUGUGUGGUCGUUGGGUGGAUAAUGGGCCGUCCUAUGGACUUGAACUUUCAACUUUUUGAGACAGCAACUCUUUUCAUAACCGUCAUAGUCGUGGCUUUCUUUCUGCAGGAGGGAACUUCUAAUUACUUUAAAGGACUAAUGCUCAUUCUCUGCUAUCUGAUUGUGGGGGCAAGUUUCUUUGUGCAUGAAGAUCCUGAUGCGAGAGGCCGAACAUAGUCAAUGAAGAAGCAGUCAAUUCCGGACCCUAAAAGAAACCUAAAAAAAAUAUGAAAAGAGCAAGAGAAGCAGCCGAUUCAAGGUGGAUAGCUGAUUGCUUUCGUCCACGAUGCUUCUGUAUAUGUACCUGAUUUUUAAAACAAUCCAUAUUUUUCCCAUCUUUCACUGUGUGCCGGUUGAAGUUAUGUUAUUGAGCAGGUACCGUGCGGGUUUCUGUUAGAAACAAAGUUCAUGGUUAGUUUGGUUAGAAACGAAGUUCUAAAAAAAUUGUGUACAGUGCAGAAAAUUUUGAGAAUUCUCGCAUUAUUUCUUCAUAUAAGAUCAUUUUUAUGUUUCCUAUAA
Tripterygium wilfordii is the source of this 2069-nucleotide messenger RNA. RefSeq names its product vacuolar cation/proton exchanger 5. Gene Ontology annotation, molecular function: calcium:proton antiporter activity. NCBI's taxonomy places the organism in Eukaryota, Viridiplantae, Streptophyta, Magnoliopsida, Celastrales, Celastraceae. The record is from RefSeq and is a predicted model, not a curated record. Gene Ontology annotation, biological process: intracellular calcium ion homeostasis; calcium ion transmembrane transport. The transcript has 14 exons. Gene Ontology annotation, cellular component: plant-type vacuole membrane. Bases 381 to 1727 code for a protein of 448 amino acids.